Molecule: messenger RNA, 5832 nt
Organism: Gryllus bimaculatus (two-spotted cricket)
Lineage: Eukaryota; Metazoa; Arthropoda; Insecta; Orthoptera; Gryllidae
Source: the annotation of a GenBank genome assembly
CAGAUAUUUACUCUAAGCAUCAGAUCCACUACGAGACACACCAAUGGAUGACAGCUGUCAUGUAGAUUCUCAAGACCCGCAACAUAUGGCAGCAGAUGUGUAAUUGUCACUUUGGUUGCUAAGAGUACAUUCCCGAAAAAGAGGUGUUAAUUUGACAGUCAUGUCAUAUUCAGCUCCGAAAUUGGCUGUAAGAGACAGUUUUGACGACGAAGAUGUGAGUGAUGACGUUGAAGACGAAGUAUUUAUUCGAGAUGGAAGAAACGGGUUUAAAUUGGAUGAAGAGAGAGGUGUCAAAAGACCUCUCAUGGCACCCAGGAGAAAAUUAAAAUCAAGCCAUUUUCACAACGAUGGUUUCAAAUCCUCCACUUGCAAAGUAUUGUGUAUUCCAUGCUGUUAUGGGUUUGUAGCACUGACAGCACUUUUGGGUUUAUUGGCUGCUGUUGUGGUUUUGAUAAUGUGGUUUCCAAUACCCUUUGAUCAGAUUGCUUUCUGGCGAGCAAAACCAAUGCCAACUGUUAUCGUUCCAUGUUCAGAAAUUAGUACAGAUGAUGUUUGGAUACAGACCUUUCCAAAAUUAACCUCAGAAUCUGCUCUCCAAGUCAAUGAUGUCAAUGGAGAUGGUGUACUUGAUAUAAUAAUUGGAUAUGGUUCAGGAGCAGACAAACCUAAAGUCCCUGAUAUAUUAUGUACACUGUACUUUAAAGGAGUUACUCCUUGUGGAGGUGGUCUUCUAGCCCUGGAUGGUCGUAAUGGAUCAAUUCUUUGGCAGCAUUGGUGUUCUCACACUGUGUAUUGGGUUGACUGUGGGGCUGAUCUCACAAAAGAUGGAGUAAACGACUGUUUGAUAUCAGGCAGAGGCGGAGUCCUAGAGGCAAUAAAUGGUCAUGAUGGUAGCAAAAUAUGGUUUUUGGACACUUCCGUCACAGCAGCGCCUGUAGGGGAAGAUCAUGGUUUAACUCUGAAUACUUACGCAGGACGAUUUGUGCAGGAUCUGGAUGGUGAUGGUAUUCAAGAUAUUCUUGCUGCUCAUACUGAAGAUAAUGUUGCAAACGACUCAGGUCAUUUGCUUGUGGUGAGUGGGAACACUGGGCGACUUCUCCACCAAGUGUCUACUCCCCAAGGUGAAGAGAGCUUCUACCCUCCACAAAUAUUGGUGCGAGUUGAUGGCCAACAAGUUGUUGUCUGGGGCACGGGUGGAAUCCAUUCCCCUGGAGGAUUGUAUGUUAUUCCCUUAUCCUCCAUUGCAAGAGGACAUACCUCGCAGGAGCAGGCAUUGUAUUGGGAUAAAUUUAAAGGAGUGAUGUCCCCACCCUCACUUGUUGAUGUAAAUGAGGAUGGUUUGGAGGAUAUUGUGGUUGCAACAUUUAAUUCUUCAGUUCUAGCAUUUGAUGGUCAUUCAUAUAAAAUGUUAUGGAACUUCUCCUUUAUUGGAUCUGAAUCAUCAAGCACUCCAGUUCCUGGAUAUUUCAAUGAAGAUAACAUUCCAGAUUUCUUAGUAAAGUACCAGACAGGGCCAGGAUCUCCUACUUAUUUCUAUUCACAGACAACGGUCCUGGAUGGAAAAACGGGCCAUUCUCUUCUGGAUGAUAUAAUCACAGACACUGCUGGCACACAGCUGGGUGGCCUCACUAUUAGUGUGGAAGGAUUAGGCAAUGACAUAUUUUUACAUUGGGAAGGCAAUUGUUUGGAGCAUGAGGCAAGUCAUGAACCAUUCUCUUUCAUGCCAGGAGAAUUAAUAGACAAGGAAAACAGUGUUGAUUUAUGUAAAUUACGAUUCAACUCUUCUCUUGUUACUAAGUUUUUGGCUUUGAGUGAGCACUUGGAACCUCCUGGAGUUCCAAUUUAUUCUUCAGAACAGAGAAAGGUCAUUGAAUAUAAGAACUCUGUGAAUACUACAGAAGAAUUGCAAAAAUAUGUAAGUCAACAUCCAGAUUUCAGUCAAGAGUGGGCAACAUAUGUAGCAGAGAAAUCUGUUCCUAAACAACCACCGGUUGACUUUGCUGGAGAAAACGGUGUUGAACUGUCCAGAAAUAGCGGUUCUAAUUUUCGACACAAAGAAGGUUCAAUAUUACCUGAUCAGAGGAAAGGAUCAGACUACUACUAUUCAAAUCGAGAUUUUAAUGUACCAAAUCGUGGUAGAAACAGAGAACCAGGAGGCAGGUCGUUCUCAGAUGGUGAGGGUGAAGAAAUGCUUCCAUCAUACCCCAGCAACAGUGAAUAUCCUGAUGUGCGUAAGCAUGGAAUGGAAUAUGGUAAACACAUACCAAAUGUUGGCCAGUGGAGACACUGGCACAAUUCUGAAAUGCCACCUGAUGAUCCUGUUGCUGGUGCUGUAAAUAAUUAUCAGGAUGUACCUCGUGAAAGAAUAUUUGAGGAAGCUCUUCCAGAUCCAGAUCCAGAUCCAGAUUUUGACAUACCUGGCAUGUACUAUCCGCCUACGGAUGAUGGUUAUCCUCCAGGGCAGCGUGAUGAACGCACUGCAGCUUCUGGAUUGCACGAAAUGCCUCAUGGGCCACGACUCAGAGGAGAUAGACGUGGGCAAGAGCGGAAGAAAAGGAAUUCUUUAGAAAGCCAAAAUCAAGGAGUCCAAAAACUGACGUCUGCAGGUGUGUUGGUACCAUCCUUAUCAAAUUCCCAAAACAAUAGUAUUGAUAUAGUCUUUGCUACUUAUUGGGUUCCUGCGACUGAGAACAUUCAUAUUCUUUUACAACAACAACUGGAAUGUGUUGAGAAGAAAUUGCUAGAAAGGGCAGAUAUUCAUGAAAAAGAUCCUGGCACAGAUCACUUAACAAUUGCUCUUGCUAGAGAAUGUUUAAAUUUACAACCCGUAGAAGAUUUGCCUAAAGAGGAAGAUUUGAAAAUGAAAGAAUUAAACAUCAAGAUGGGUCAGAUGACAGUGUAUCGACUGCGAUUGUCAUGUCGGUGCCGAAGUCUCAGUUCCGAUGAAAAAUGUUCUUCAAUAUUACCCUUCGCCCAGCAGAGUUGGCCCACUGCAUUUGGUGUAAAAGGCAAUGGAUAUUUUAAGCCAAGACAUAAGUAAAUUUUGAAUUUAUUUUAAUAAUAAUCAAUUUAAUAUGAAACUGAAAGUACCUAUAUUCUAAUGUCCAGCAAAUAAUGUAAUCAAUUUGGAAAGGAGUAUCAUGCACUUUUAUGCUUGUAUUCUUCUUCCAUGUGUUAUGGUGGCAAACAGCAGUGUGCGUAUUUUUUUGUACAUAUUGAACAUUUACUGACAAUGGAUUUAAAUAACUGUUUUAGCUUAAGUGCAAAAACUAUGUUUCUCUGAUAUUGUUGUUACAAAACCUGCUAGAUUUUGUAUAGUUAUAUAUAUAUAUUUGAAACAUACUGAUAAAAAAUUGAUGUCACCUUCAGGAAUCCGACAUUUCUGAAUGAAAUAAUUGUAAAAUGCUGCUGUGAAAUAUAACGUGUAUGUCUGAAAAAUUAACAUCAUAAUGCAAGCUUUAAUGUUUUUGAGGCUUUACUAGCCAAAAAAAUUAUGCUUGAGAAAUUUUCCAUAGCUUUUAAAGACUGAUUCUAAAUAGAAUAUUUUAGGAAGUUUUAAUUUUAGUACAUUUGUUAACAAACUGUAACUACGUCAAUAUUAAUAAGACAUAAACAAAAGUUACUAGCAUUUUUCAUGAUAUUUCCAAGUUGUACAAUCACCACAAGAAAGAGAGUUGAGGUUCAAAGUAUAUUCCACUUGUAAGAUACUAAUUUAUAUUUGAUACUCUGUUAUCACAAUACCUGUUAAUUGAAAACCAUAACUCUUGUUUUUAAAUAAUUCAGUGUUCAACAUAUCAUUGGAAAUGUUAAAGCUUGUAUUUUAGAUGACCCACUAAUGGAAGAAUGGUAAAACACCAAUAUUAAAAUGAUGGAAAGUAUUUAAUGUGGAGAGAGUUCUUAAUAAGUUAUCUCUUGAUUAUAUUUUCAGAGAUAACUUCUAAAAUUAUGUUUCUGGUUGCGAUUUUUUAAUACUUGAUAAAUAGAAAGUGCAAAACAAAUUUUUCACCAUUUUAGUAAUUUUUGUUUUGGAAUUGAUAAAUUAAAAAAAAAAGUUUUAACAGUAUAUUUACAAUGUUUUUAUAUUAAUGAAGAAAAUGUUAUGAGAAAGGUGAGACAAGAAAUUAACAUUCAUAAAAUUUGAGACUGGAGAUGAUGUUAAGGGACAAUCCUUUAAUAAGAUUAAAACAAAAUUUAAGUAUUUAUUGAUGUUCCUUCAAAGCUAUGUGUAGAAAUGAUCUAUGGUUCAAAUAACAAUUUGUUAUAAAGGAAUGUUGUUUCCAAUGACAUGUAAAUGAUAUAGAGAAAUGUUCUUCUUUGUCCCAUGUUAGACAAUAAACAAAUACAAGAAAAUGGCAUAAGCUUCUCUAAGUCUUCUAGGGUCUAGGAACAGUUUGUGCCCCUUAUUGUACCCCAUUAGUGUUGGGUAUACUGUUGUUGGUUACUGUUAGUUAUGCUUAAUGUAAAGUUCUUUUAAAUUAUCUAUUUGAACUCUUAUUUUGUAAGAAUAUUAUCAAAUCCAAACUGAACCUCAAUCUUGGUUAUUGUGGAAAAGAACAUUCCGAACAUUUGCAAUGAUAUGUCAAUGCUGCUGAAAUGCUAGAAUUGGGACCAGACUGUCUGUGAUGAUCCUCUACAGUGGACCAUGUUCUUCUCACUAUUCACUUGACUAAAGCAGAUUGCAUCAGAGUGCUGAUUCUUCCAUCUGUCAUUGGCUGACUCAAAAAGCAGGGAGUGCUCUCUCUGGUGUCCUGAAGAAGCAUUGGCCCAGGAUUCCAGUUUCAGCAGCAAUGAUGGAGGUAAUCGUCUUGCGGAUUGGUCUUUGAGAUAAGAGCACAUUUCUAUUUCAGCCCUGAAACCUAAAUACUUGAAGGUUUCCUUUAAAUAUAAUUUUCAUAGACUCGCAACUUGUAUUGAUGUUAACAGUAUAGAAAUUAUUAUUCAUUGCACCUUGAUGAUUUGAUCAUUUAUCCUAACUUUUGUGUACUAAAUUGUGGAAUCAUCAAUUUCAAUGUUAGGAAGUGACAGAAAAGUUGUGUUCAAUAAAGAUGAAUACUCGUGAAUACAAAUUACUCUAGAUAUCUCAAUUAUUGUUCAUAAAUAAGACUUGAGUUAUGUGACACACUCUGUGAUGAUCCAUGUUUAAAUGUUGUAACCAAUAGUUUGACUUUCUGUAUUUGGUCUUCCUCAGCAUUCCAUUUCCCUCUUCAUGUGUGUUUAAAUGUUUGUUAGAAAAUUAUAAAUGGAACCACGGAUUAUGUCCAAAUAUUCACUAUGUACCUUGAUAAAAGUAGUACUUUUUAAAUACAAAUUUAAUUCAUGCCGUAAAGUUGCAUUAUGUAGUUAAAAAUGGCUAAUUAUUUAUGUCACUUAACUUAUGUGUUUGGACAAGCAAAAUUAAAAACUUUGGAUUUCACCUCCAGGAAAUUUAUUUGCCUAAUCCUUGUUUAAAACCAGCUAAAAAGUGUUGAGGAAGCUGUAAAAGUGGCAGUGGUAUUUACUUCAGGGGCAACACUGAAUAUAAGAGUGAGGUGUGUUUAUGUUUUGAAAGUAAAACUUGACUAGUGUCCUAUUUGUGAAAAUUGGGAUGUGUUCGGAAUCCAUAUCAAGUGUAUAGAAUUAAUUGUUCUGAACUUCAAAAUCAUUAUACUUAUUAUAUUUCAAUUUCAUGUGUUGAGAAAAGUGUGCAGAAUUCUUUCCUAGCUACUUUAUGUAUUUCUGUUUUUCUGUUAAAUAUAUUUAUGUGAGUUAAAUGUAAUGGAGUUUGAAUUGGAUAUUUGGGCUUAUUGGUGUUCAGAAUGUGUUGGUACCUACUAUAACAUUUGAAAUGCCUUG